Molecule: messenger RNA, 429 nt
Organism: Melampsora larici-populina 98AG31
Lineage: Eukaryota; Fungi; Basidiomycota; Pucciniomycetes; Pucciniales; Melampsoraceae
Exons: 2
Coding region: 1-429 (142 amino acids)
Source: RefSeq, a predicted model, not a curated record
AUGUUAUUAAAAACAUUCAUUUCAAUUCUUGAUGCCCAUGAUGCAAACAUCACUUCAUUACUCCCCAUUCAAGAUAUGGUGAAGUUCUUCUGUGUUGCCGCCAAUGUGUCUUCCAGUGUCCAUCAAUUGGUAUUUGGAGGUCUAUGGGAGGCUGCUUUCAAAAUAUCAAAAGAUUGUUACAUCAUUGCUCAACACCAGGUCAAUUUUCAUGGUAUAAUGACUGAACUCAGUGAUGGUUGCCUACCCAUCCACGUUGUUGAUCAAUUGCUAUUUACACCAGUUGAACACUGCCCAAAGUGCUUGAGGACUAUGCAGCCAAGAUUGCUGUUUGGAUACCUAUAUGAUAUUGAUGGAUGUCAUACCAUUGAACAAUUUCAUCUUGAAAGGUUGGCCAGUAGGUGUUUGAUACAAUCAGAGACCAGCUGGUAA